GCUUUUUCCUCUGUAUUACGGUAAGUUUAGUCACUUCACCACAUUAUUGACAUUUGCAGCAGGUCGUUUCUGUUGUGCGCCGUUUUAGUUUAAAUGUCUUUGUUAUGAGCUAGUUAAACAGACGGAAACCACCUCAGAUGAGUGUUUUUGACUUGUUUCGAGGGUUUUUCGGGGUUCCCGGAGGACAGUAUCCCGGCCGAAGGGAGCCAUUCUUUGAAGCCAUGACUCACGAUGAAGACGACGAUGAAGAUGAGGAUGGGUUUUAUUACGAUGGUUUUCGAGGGGAGCAGCAGGACCCUUUUGACAGCGCUUGGAGGUUUGGAUUUAGCGUCGGUCCGGAUGGAAUGAGGAUCCAGGAGCCCCCCAUAUUCGGACAGCUGCUGAAGGAGAUGGAGGAGAUGUUCUCACAGAUGGGGCGCUUUGAUGAGCGCUCAGACCCCGGAUAUUUUGGCGUUCCCAGGAUCACGCGUCCUCCUUCAGGCAGUGAAGGCAGAGGGUCCAGUGGAAAUCCUCUUAGAGAUUUCAUGCUCAAAAGUCCAGACGACCUCAGACCCCAGCAGCCCACACAGCCAAGAGAAGACAUUGGUCCCAUGCCCCCUUUUCAUGGCUGGACACCUUUUUCAAAAUUUAGUGACAUUUUGAGGCCUAGGAUCCCAGAAGAAGAACGCAAAGAAGACAGGGAUCUAGACUCUGCUGUGUCAGCUGGAUGUUUGGAUCAAAUACUUACGCCCCCUGCUGGUCAAACCCCACAACAGCCCAGGACUCACUCUUUCUUCCAGUCUGUCGUUGUCACUAAAGUGGUCAAACCUGACGGGAGUGUAGAGGAAAGGCGCACUGUUAGAGACGGACAGGGGAAUGAGGAGACUACAGUGACACGCUCUGGACCGUACCAUGAAGGAGAACCAAAAGCAGUUACAGAUUUUCCACAGCCCUUUUCAGACAUGAGGGACGACUCCUUAUUCUCCAAGUUUUUUGGUGGAUUCAAAUAAAAAAUCAUUCUGAGCAAAAGUGCAUCAGUCAAUGGAGCCCAAAAAGUGUUAAAAACUAAUUAUAUGAACAUUUGAAAUUAAAAGCUAUGAAGAAAUUGGUUGUCUGUGUGUGUGGGGCUUCUCAGUCUUGAACAUUUUUCAUUGCAGCUACAGUUGGUUAUCUUGAGCUAUGUUUCCCCCCAAAACUGUGUGAUAAAAUGCUUUUAUUUGCCAAAACCUUUGCUGCAGAGAAUUCAGGAUUACUGUGUUAGCUGGUUAGACAUUAUUGUGAACCUGUCAGUCGAAACUCGGGGCAUUUCAAUGACAAUAUUUUCACAUAUAUUUUUGUACAGUCCUGUAGAAAGGUCAGAAUGUGUGUGUAUGUUUGUGUGUGUGUGAAUACGUGAAAUAAAGAUGUUUAAUUUAUUGA
Periophthalmus magnuspinnatus is the source of this 1398-nucleotide messenger RNA. It is a transcript of the gene hax1, whose product is annotated as HCLS1 associated protein X-1. The coding region runs from base 138 to 989 and encodes 283 amino acids. The transcript has 7 exons. Gene Ontology annotation, biological process: regulation of actin filament polymerization; negative regulation of apoptotic process. The record is from RefSeq and is a predicted model, not a curated record. Gene Ontology annotation, cellular component: apical plasma membrane; sarcoplasmic reticulum; clathrin-coated vesicle. Lineage: Eukaryota; Metazoa; Chordata; Actinopteri; Gobiiformes; Gobiidae.